Molecule: messenger RNA, 6367 nt
Organism: Phycodurus eques (leafy seadragon)
Lineage: Eukaryota; Metazoa; Chordata; Actinopteri; Syngnathiformes; Syngnathidae
Product: mitogen-activated protein kinase kinase kinase 5
Exons: 29
Coding region: 257-4252 (1331 amino acids)
Biological process (GO): cellular response to stress; MAPK cascade; protein phosphorylation
Molecular function (GO): ATP binding; MAP kinase kinase kinase activity
Source: RefSeq, a predicted model, not a curated record
UGAAACUAGCGCUGAAAGGACAAGGAACAUUAAAAGAACCACUUUUUAUCCUUUUUAUUUUUGUUCCUUACGAACAUUAGAGGCACAAGCAUCCGGUUUCAGUAUGUGUGACGUAACCGAACCGGGUGGAAUUUCGGGAGUAUUCGUCGACUUGACACAAGCCGAGCCGUGUUGGCGGCCACUCACUCACAUGGCGGACUCACGACAAGAAUGAACCCACCGUGGAAGUGUUGAUAAAGAUACCGGGGAAAACAGAAUGUACACGACAGAGCGGAGGCGUAUGAGUUUACGGCGGGAGUCCGUCUCGCCGCAGUCGUCGGCGGGCACUUUGUGGCAGGACCCGCUGGCCAUGGAACUGAGUGCCCGGAGCACCGCCGCCAAGAACGGCGCCGUCUCGCCCCGGAGCCGCGGCGGUCGCGCCGUGUCGGUGGCUUACAUCGCCAACGACGGCGAGGACGAGGGGGCUGCGACGGCGGGGGCUGCCCCGGCCGAGCGUCGCUUGUCCCUGGCGUGUGUGAAGGCGGCGUGUGCCGACUCGCGAGCCUCGUUUCAAAGCAUCCCGUUCGAGAGGAUCUCCAUGGCGACCACGGACGUCCUGGAUAGCUUCUACAACGCAGAUGUCGCUGUGGUGGAGAUGAGUGACUCCUUUUGCCAGGCGUCUCUCUUCUAUCACCUGGGAGUGAGGGAAAGUUUCAGCAUGACCAACAUCAUCAUCCUGUACUGUUAUCAGGAGGACACAGACCUGCAGGCUGUCAAGGAGCAAUGUGGAAGCUACACGUUCCUCCCUUAUGUGGUGACGUCUCAGGGCAAGGUGUUCGCCUGCGAUGGCGCCGUGAUGACGGGCAUCAAAGAGCUGAUGCAGCCCGCUUUCCAGCUGGACUCUCUGCUCACGCCAUUGGCGGAGAGACUGGCGCACUUGCUCAACAACGUCGAUGUGCAGUCCAGCGAGUACUUCCGGGAGUCCAUCAGGCACGAAAUCCGCAUGGCGAGGGAGCGGUUCAGCGGUCGGGCUCUAGGCGAGGAGCUGAGUUGCAUCCAGAAGCGUUUGGACAGCGUGGAGCUGCUCACCCCUGACAUCGUCAUGAACCUGCUGCUGUCCUACAGGGACAUUCAGGACUACGAUGCUAUGAUCAAACUGGUGGAGAUGCUGAAUAACCUACCAAUGUGUCUUGUGGCAAGACACCAAAAUAUCAAAUUUCAUUACAUAUUUGCUCUCAACAGGAGGAAUCAACCAGGUGAUCGCGCCAAGGCUUUGGAGGAGGUCCUACCCAUUGUGGAAUCAGGAGGCAACGUGGUGUCGGACGUCUACUGCCUCUGUGGUCGCAUCUACAAAGACAUGUUCAUUAGCUCAGGCUUCACUGACCAGCACAGCAGAGAUCAAGCCUGCUACUGGUAUGGAAAAGCAUUUGAAACGGAACACACUUUGCACUCAGGCAUCAACAAUGUGGUCCUUCUGAUGGCGACUGGACACGAGUUUGAUACGUCCAUUGAGCUGCGUAAAAAAGGCGUGACCUUAAGCACUCUGUUGGGCCGGAAGGGCAGCCUGGAGAAGAUGAAAGACUACUGGGAUGUGGGAUUCUAUCUCGGCGCUAACAUACUAGCUAACGCGCACAGAAAAGUCAUCGAGGCUUCCGAGAAACUCUACAAGCUCAAGGCUCCCCUUUGGUACGUGGCGUCCGUGAUGGAGACCUACGUUCUGUACCGACAGUUUGCCAAGCCCCCCGAGGUGAGGUCUCCCAAGCAGGACACAGUGGACUUCUGGAUGGAGCUGCUGUCACAGUACUGUCAACCCAACAUCUCCACCGACUGCUGCCCAGUGCUCAUUCUGGAGCCCAGUAAAGUCUUUCAACCUUCUAUAGUGUCUGUGAGCGAGGGGGAUGAAAGUCACACUGUCCAGUUGAAACACGUCACUCCCUUCAAGAAAGGCUUGCAUCAGUGGACUUUCCCAGCCGCUGCAAUCCGGGGAGUGAGCGCUUCAAAGAUUGACGAGCGGAGCUGCUUCCUGUAUGUGCACUACAACUCUGACGACUUCCAGCUGUGCUUCCCCUCAGAGCUGCACUGUAAAGGUUUCUGUGAUCUGGUAAAUUCUCUGCUCCAUAAGGCUGAGGAGGCCUCCGAGGAUCUGAAUCAUAUCAGUGAGGGAAUACUUGAGUACGUCUAUGAGAUCAACGAGAAUGGCAACAAGGUGGUCCUUGGGAAAGGCACAUAUGGCGUCGUGUACGCCGGUAGGGACAUGAGCAACCAAGUGCGUAUCGCCAUCAAGGAGAUCCCAGAGAAGGACAGCACUUAUUCCCAGCCUCUCCACGAGGAGAUCUGCCUUCACAAGCGGCUGAAGCACAGAAACAUCGUCCAGUACCUGGGCUCCAUUAGUCAGGACGGUUUCAUCAAGAUCUUUAUGGAAGAAGUACCAGGAGGUAGCCUUUCGUCUCUGCUCCGUUCCAAGUGGGGUCCCCUGAAAGACAACGAGGCCACCAUCAUCUUCUACACCAAGCAGAUUCUCGAGGGGCUAAGAUACCUUCACGACAACCAGAUUGUCCACAGAGACAUCAAGGGUGACAACGUGCUGAUAAACACAUACAGCGGUGUUUUAAAGAUCUCCGACUUUGGAACCUCCAAGAGGCUCGCGGGUAUCAACCCCUGCACUGAAACUUUUGCUGGAACGCUACAGUAUAUGGCACCAGAGAUUAUAGACCAGGGGCCUCGGGGCUACGGGAAGCCGGCUGACAUAUGGUCCCUUGGGUGCACUGUCAUCGAAAUGGCAACGGGCAAAACGCCCUUCCAUGAGCUGGGGAGUCCUCAGGCAGCCAUGUACAAGGUUGGGAUGUUUAAGAUCCACCCCAAGGUUCCGGAGUGCAUGUCAGUUGAGGCCAAGAACUUCAUCAUGAACUGUUUCGAGCCCAACCCGGAUGACCGGGCCACGGGAACUGACCUACUCAGGGACACUUUCCUUACGUCGUCCCCCAGGAAGAAGCUAAGGGCCCCGCAGGAGUGUGACCCCGAAGACGCUUCUGCUGGUGACUACCAACGCAGCCUGUCAGUGCCAGUCUUGUCCAUUGUUGUGGAGGACACUGACGCCUACUCCGAUUCAAUUGACCUGUCCUGCUCACUGGACUUCAGGAGGACACAGUCCAUCUUUAGAGCAAACCACAUCUCGGAGAGCCCGCCCGGCAAUGGUCGCUUCCUGCCAGUGCCGGAGGACUCGGCACUGGACAUGAGCAGCCCAGCGUCUACAGACGAGAACAUGGGCAUGUUCUUGCUGAGGAAGGACAGUGAGAGGAGGGCCACGCUGCACCGGGUGCUCACUGAUUACAUCGCCAAUGUGGUGGUGAACAUACAGGAAACCUUGCCGCAGUUUGAGAGGUCGUCGCUCACUUCGGAGCACAUCACCGAGCUGGUUUGCUGCCUGCGGGCCAACAUCUGUUCACCAGACAAGAAGCGGCUGACCAGCAGCCUGCGGCACCUUCGAUCCGCGCUGCUUUCCGCCGCCAUACCUCUCAACGGCCUGCAGGCGGUGCUGUUUAGCUUCCAGGACGCAGUGAAGAAGGUGUUGAGGCAGCAGCAGGUGAAGCCUCAUUGGAUGUUCGCACUUGACAACCUGCUGAGACAGGCAGUGCAGGAAGCCAUCACUGUGCUUCUUCCAGAAUUGAAGCUCCAGCUGCAGUCGUCGUUCGAGACGGAGGACACCAGUCCUGAGGAGUCGAUGGCUGAUGCGAACGGCGUCCAGCGGGAGGAGGAGAGGGUGGCAGCAGAAUACCAACGGUCCGAGUCAGUCGACAAGUUGUUUGUGCUGGCCAGCCCAACGGACGCCAUCCUGAACAACAACUGCCCGCUCAGUGACGAACUGAGGGACCUCAGACUAGAGACCAGAAGGCUGCUGAGGCUGCUGAAUGACAAGGAGAGAGAGUACCAGGACCUACUGAAGAUGUCAGUGGAGAAGAAACAGGAAGACAUCAACGCUCUCAGGAGACACACUCCAGAUGAUGGGUGGACUGCACAGAAGAGCUGUGAUCUAGAUGUGAAGGACAUGGUGAGCUGGCUGGAGACCAUUCCAGUUGACCAGCACACUGUAGAGAAGUUGGUCGCUCAUGAAUUCACGUUGGACUGUCUCCUGCACAUGGCCUGCAGGGACGACUUGAUGUACUGUGGAAUAAGAGGAGGCGUGCUGUGUCGCAUGUGGGCGGCCAUUAUUGCUUACAGGAAGUCUGAGCGCAGCAGCACGUUGGACCAGGACUGCCACGCCGCUCCACUUUGACACCUGACACCUUUAGUGGACAGGCUGGACCUGUUUCAGCGAUUUUUUUUGUGGGGAUUGGGGACACCACACUAGGAGGCCCAUUAUCUGGGAUUAGCAACAUCACCCACAUCAACAUCAGAUCACAUAACAGUCAUCGCAUUGUUUUGAACCUGCACCACACAACAAAAACUGUACUUCACUAUAAGGUUUCUUAUGAAGUAGACACAAAUGUUCCAGACAGACAAAAAACAAAAAGUGCUUCAUCCCUGGUUUAUAUGUCAUCUUUGUAUUGUAUAUGUGUGCAACGUGAGGUCAUUCUUUGUGCUCGCUGUCACUCCUUAGUGAUGACAACACAUGUCUCCAGGUUGGAAUCUUCACGUGACUCACACACACAUGCAUGCACGCACGCACGCACACAAGCUGACACUAUAACAACAUGUUAGCAUGUCUCUUGCACUGAAGAACUUUAUCAGGUUUUUAACGCUUUGUAAGACACUGGUUGAAGAGUACCGGUAUGUGUAAUUAUCAAACCCUAAAUUAUGUCUUGCUAUACAUUAUGCCAUUUAAAAAGUCCUAUUAUACAGUGGACACUCUAUUUGCGGGGGCUAGGGAACGAGCCAGGCCACAAUUAGCGAAUUUCCGCAUAUAAUUGAUGCACCCUAACAGUGAUAGAAUUUGUGAUCAGGGAUUAAGUUAUAAUUGCCUAUAUUAAUAGUUUAGACCACAAACACAAUAACACAAAUUAUGAUCCUAAAACACUUUAAUAACAUUUCACACACUUGGAAACAUCUUUAAAAAAAAUAUAUACAAUACUGUAAGGAAAUAUCUUAGGGCAAACCUCACAUCUCUCACCGGUAUCUGCUUUGCUACGUGUAGUCAAUUUCCCUCCUCCCACUCUCCACCUCCGUAGUUCUGGUGUGUGUUACAAAAAUAAGAGUAUGCAGAAACGAACGAACUUCCUCCUCAGCCUCUAUACCGGCAUCCAGUUAGCCACUAACUAGUCUGUUGCCAGUUUUUUUUGCCGAUUUUGUCCCUUUCCGACCAAGCACGUCAAAUGAUCUUAAAUGUUUUAAGAUUAUCCUAUAAAAUUGUCCUUAGGUCUGAUAUGUGUGAAGAGUGGAUUCGUUCAGAUUUUAGGGUCCUAAACAGGUCGGGGAUGACAAUCUUAAAUAAUGAACGUGUUCAAUAUUUGGGGGGCACACCACACACAUAACGACCAAAACUGUUAAAUGGAUGAUUUUUUUAACUUUUGUGUUCAGGCCGGCUUUACAUCCUACUGUGAUAGCCCUGGCUACAUGACCUCGUACAAACGCAAGACUACACCCAACGCAACAGGACAUUAUGCAACUUCAGAACUGUUCUCCCAAAGUACAUACAAACUGUUAGCAGUAUUUUGCUACGAAAAAAAAAUCCAUCCAUCCAUUUUCCAUACCGAUUAAAUGUCAUAGAAAAUCGCGAGUAGACGGGGAUUUCUGCGGAUUCAGUAGAUUUGGUUCCGAAAAAAAACCAAAUCAGCGUAAGGGUGAAUUCGUGACUGCCAAACCGCGAAUGUACCGGGGUCGACUGUACAUCAUAUACAUCGUGCACGACAAUCAAAGAUGCACCCUUCCUUGGAUGCGCCCCUACCUACACUAUUAUGGUAUGUAUUCCAGAAUGUCUUUCUAUAAUAUAUCAUGCCAUUGUAUAUGUCCUAUUAUACAUAGUGUCAUUUUAAAAUCUUUCUAUACAUUAUUGUGUAAAUAUUAUGACAUAUACAUCAUGUCUUUAAAAAAUUUCUUAAUAUACAUCAUAGCCAUCAUGCAGCAUAAACAAUGAUGCACCCUAUUUAGCAUGCACCCUACCUAGGAUGCACCAUACCUACAGGCUACAUCAUGUUAUUAAAAAUGUCUUACUGUACAUGUCAAUAAAAGAAGUACUCUACAUCAUGUAUUAUAAAAAUGUCUUGUUAUCCAUCAGCCUGAAGUGUUUCACAUGACCAGUCGUCAACUACAAUGCAUUUAACAACCAUUCCUCACCAUCACUGUGACACAUUUACAUUUAAUCCUACUGACUUGAAUUAAAACCACUAAUCUGUGUGUGUGUUUGUGUAGGUGUGUGCGUGUGUCCCUGCGUGUGUGUUUAUUAUUGACCGAG